Messenger RNA from Babesia microti strain RI, 432 nucleotides. RefSeq lists its product as hypothetical. The record is from RefSeq and is a predicted model, not a curated record. Bases 1 to 432 code for a protein of 143 amino acids. Lineage: Eukaryota; Apicomplexa; Aconoidasida; Piroplasmida; Babesiidae. The transcript has a single exon.
AUGCCUGUGUAUCCCAAUGGCAAUGAUGAUGAUAGUUUGACCCCGAAUGAAUUAAGCGAAAUAAUCAAAAGGCACAAUUCAACUACAUCAGUGGCAUCAAAUAUAAAGAGCAGAAUUGAUAAGCUAUGCGAAUUUGGCGUAGAUUUGGAAUGCAUCAAUGACAAUAACAAACAAGAGUUUAUAUCGCGGGUUGCAGCAUAUCUCAAUAAUUACAAGUACAAAUCACACGACCGUCAAAUAAUUCAGCAACUACAAAUGUUUGGGUUAACAGCGCCACAGGCCUACAAUGCAGUCUCGCUGCCUGUACUAACAACGGAAGAUGUCAGUGCAAUUGUUGGGACUGAUGACACUCAAAUUAGCAAUGAAGUUGCGGAAAUGGUUGUAAAAUUGAUAAGAGAUAAUUUGGGCAAUUUGGAUUCGCAGACCAAAUAG